This is a messenger RNA of Microdochium trichocladiopsis, 1103 nucleotides long. RefSeq lists its product as uncharacterized. The record is from RefSeq and is a predicted model, not a curated record. Lineage: Eukaryota; Fungi; Ascomycota; Sordariomycetes; Xylariales; Microdochiaceae. The transcript has 2 exons. Bases 249 to 863 code for a protein of 204 amino acids.
CAUCAAGUCGGCAGCACGGCCUGCCCCAGGAUAUAUACGUGCUGAUAACCUAACAGACAAGCGACCUUCUGAUUCAACGCCUGAUCUUUUGCCCAUAAAUAUCGCGAGUGCCCAACAUGGCCAACUUUCUCUGGGGCUUUCUUAGUGCUCGUCGACCAUCAACACUGCGCAACUCCCCAUCAAAACUCCAUACGAACGCUUUCAACCAUUAUCACAUUCUCUAAUCUCCUUUCCCCUGGCGUCUCAGUAUGAGUUCAUCACAUACGGGAGAUGACCCAAAACAUCACAAGUCGAAGGCCUGUUAUUCAGCUCGAACAGCUCGUCAUCACCAGAACCCUUCUGACUCUCAGAACGCAGCCAGCAGAGAAGUCGCUACAUCAGAUUCCGUUGCAGCAACUGCUUGCCUCCCUCAUCACCUCGUCGUGACGGGGAAUAACCACUCGCGACUCGUCUCCCGGGGCAGCACGUACACACCCAGUACAGUCGACUACCACACAUCCCCACACGGACAAGGCUCGACCACCGCGAACGAAUCUGCCACGACACAAGCCUCCUCCCUCGAGGAUCCUCUCCAUUAUCCCUACCAAGCCUACAGUCCGGACGACGACCUGUUCCAUCCCGAUGGCACGUCCUCAUACGGCCCCUUCUGCACCGCAUUUCCCUGCCUCGACCCAACCUGCUACACCCAUCCGACCUCGACCACGAUGCUGCAAGAGUACUAUACCACCGGCACUGGGGCAUACUUCACGGACACCCACAACGAUCCCGACAAUGUCCAUGACCCUCAGUCGAACACCUUCGACCCGCAGAUACACAUUGAAGCCGAGGACGAAUGGCAGUACGAUGCUCCGGCCAGACACUGAAGCAAGCUUAGGAGACAAUAGGGUGAAGUUGUACGAUCGGUGUUGAAUGAUUGGUUAUUGAAAGAACAUUGCGAGGAACUGGAUCAUUGGUACCCGUCGUGCUGCCGCGUACACUGCUGAAGCACCUGUUGGCCCUCUCGCAGAAGAGCAUUUGAGUUCCACUGUUGCCGGCCCACUCACCACACACCAAAAGAGUGGAACAGCAUUGUGACCCCACCCACUACGACGGCAGACUCAGGA